AUGGUAUCUGAAGAUGUGGGUUUAAUGCUGUCAGAAGAUGUGGCCGUAAUUGUGUCAGAAGAUGUUUCUGUAAUUGUAUCAGAAGAUGUCGCCGUAAUUGUGUCAGAAGAUGUGACUGUAAUGGUAUCAGAAGAUGUAGGUGUAAUGCUGUCAGAAGAUGUGGCCGUAAUUGUGUCAGAAGAUGUUAUUGUAAUUGUAUCAGAAGAUGUGGUCGUAAUUGUGUCAGAUGAUGUGACUGUUAUUGUAUCAGAAGAGCUGGCCGUUAUUGUGUCAGAAAAUGUGACUGUAAUGGUAUCAGAAGAUGUGGGUGUAAUGCUGUCAGAAGAUGUGACCGUAAGUGUGUCAGAAGAUGUAACUGUAAUUGUAUCAGAAGAUGUCGCCGUAAUUGUGUCAGAAGAUGUGACUGUAAUGGUAUCAGAAGAUGUAGGUGUAAUGCUGUCAGAAGAUGUGGCCGUAAUUGUGUCAGAAGAUGUUACUGUAAUUGUAUCAGAAGAUGUGGCCGUAAUUGAGUCAGAUGAUGUGACUGUAAUUGUAUCAGAAGAGGUGGCCGUAAUUGUGUCAGAAGAUGUGACUGUAAUGGUAUCAGAAGAUGUCGCCGUAAUUGUGUCAGAAGAUGUGACUCUAAUGGAAUCAGAAGAUGUGGGUGAUGAAUCCGCCGUCCAGCAUCCUUCACCAUUGUCAGAUGUACUCAUCUUCUCGGCGCUGUAUGUGGUCCCCUCCAUACUGUAUCCGACGUCCAGCAUCCCUUACCACUGCCAGAUGUCAUCAUCUUCUAGGCAAUACAUGUGGUCCCCUAAAGCACAGUUAGCUCCUUCCGGUCGUCUCCCUAAGGUAGUUCACGCUCAUGGUCAUGGUUACUUCCGGCGCUAUUCGGACGCUGACUUCCGUAUUCGCGACGGCCACGAGGGGGCAGUUCCGGUACUGGGCCAGGGGGUGGACGAUCAUGAGUAUAUUUGA
This is a messenger RNA of Dreissena polymorpha, 957 nucleotides long. RefSeq lists its product as uncharacterized. The transcript has 4 exons. The record is from RefSeq and is a predicted model, not a curated record. NCBI's taxonomy places the organism in Eukaryota, Metazoa, Mollusca, Bivalvia, Myida, Dreissenidae. The coding region runs from base 1 to 957 and encodes 318 amino acids.